AUGGGAGAGGUCUGGGCCACAGGGGUUGGGAUCGAGGAAACCGGAACCGGAGAAGGGGUGGAGUGCCGGGACACGGAGCCCCGAGAUCGGCCCCACUCCCAGUCCCUCCCAGUUCCUCCCAGUAAUCCCAGUUUGCAGGAACUGGACCUCUCCGACAAUCACGUGACCGAGGUGGGCGUGGCCCCGCCCCUCCCCCGCCUGUGGCUGCUGCGGCUGGACCGGAACCCCAUUGGCCACGCCCCCGCUCUCGCCCCAUUGGCCGCCUGGCCCCGCCUCACCCACCUGGGAUUGGCUGAGACCCCGCUGGGCUCCGCCCCCUCUGGCCCCGCCCUCCUGGCCGAGCUCCUCCCCGGCGUUGACGUCACCUUCACCUGAUUGGCUGCCGGCGCCACGGCUUGGCCACUCCCCCUCGCUGUGGCCACGCCCACUGGUGUCAGCACCAGCGCUUCCGGGUUCGGCCCCGCCCCUUCCGGCCUUCAAUAAAGUGAGAUCCCAGUUGGUCCCA
Molecule: messenger RNA, 505 nt
Organism: Passer montanus (Eurasian tree sparrow)
Lineage: Eukaryota; Metazoa; Chordata; Aves; Passeriformes; Passeridae
Product: geranylgeranyl transferase type-2 subunit alpha-like
Exons: 2
Coding region: 1-375 (124 amino acids)
Molecular function (GO): protein binding
Source: RefSeq, a predicted model, not a curated record